AUGAGCGAUCACUCCCUGAAGCAGAUGCGCGACAGCCACAGCAGCCCUCUCCUGCCCGAGCCCUUGUCCAGCAGACACAAAGCCUACGAGUCAGACUUCGCCAGCGCCACCUGGCCCCCAAGCCCCCAGGACACGCACCCUGUGCUGCCCCUCCUGGAAAUGCCGGAAGAAAAGGAUCUUCGGUCGUCUGAUGAAGACAGCCACAUUGUGAAAAUCGAAAAACUCAAUGAAAGGAGUAAAAAGACAGAGAGCGAGGUGCCCCCUCUCGGGUCCUCUGGCCAACGUGGCUUCAGCCUCUUUCAAGCCAUGGGCUACCUCACCGGUGAAAUGAAAGAGUACAGGAACUGCCUGAAAGACAAGCCACUGGUCCUCCAGUUCAUAGACUGGGUCCUGCGAGGCACAGCCCAGGUGAUGCUGGUCAACAACCCUCUCAGUGGACUCAUCAUCUUCGUGGGGCUUGUCAUCCAGAAUCCCUGGUGGGCCAUUACUGGGAUUCUGGGAACAGCGGUCUCCACCUUAACUGCCCUCAUCUUGAGCCAAGACAGGUCGGCCAUUGCCUCCGGACUCCACGGGUACAACGGGAUGCUGGUGGGGAUGCUGAUACCUGUGUUCUCGGAGAAGAGUGACUACUUCUGGUGGCUUCUGCUUCCUGUCAUCUUCGCAACCAUGGCCUGCCCAAUUGUUUCGAGUGCCUUGAAUUCAGUCUUCAGCAAGUGGGACCUCCCAGUCUUCACCCUGCCCUUCAACAUCAUAUUGACCACAUACCUGACAGCCACUGGCCACUACAACCUCUUCUUCCCCACAACACUGGUGGAGCCUGUGUCUUCAGUGCCCAAUAUCACCUGGACAGAGAUUGAAAUGCCCUUGCUGUUACAAGCCAUCCCUGUCGGGAUCGGCCAGGUGUACGGCUGCGACAAUCCCUGGACAGGUGGCUUGAUUCUGGUGGCUCUGUUCAUCUCCUCGCCACUCAUCUGCUUGCACGCAGCCAUUGGGUCCAUCGUGGGGAUGCUGGCAGCUCUCUCCGUGGCCACGCCCUUCCCGUCCAUCUACAUGGGUCUCUGGAGCUACAACUGUGUCCUCUCUUGCAUCGCCAUCGGGGGCAUGUUCUACGCUCUCACCUGGCAGACCCACCUGCUGGCCCUCUUCUGCGCCCUGUUCUGUGCAUACAUGGGAACAGCCUUCUCCAACAUCAUGGCAGUGAUUGGCGUGCCAUCAGGCACCUGGCCAUUCUGCGUGUCCUCCCUCAUCUUCCUCCUGAUGACGACCAACAACCCUGCCAUCUACAAACUCCCACUCAGCAAAGUCACCUACCCAGAGGCCAACCGCAUCUACUACCUGACAAUGAAGAGCAGCGAAGAAGAGAAGUCCCCAAGCGGCGGCGGCGGGGAGCAGCCACCAGCAGCCGGCCUGAAGGCCGAGGAGGGCUCAGAGCCUGCGGGCCCCAAGCACAGGAGCGUGUUCCACAUCGAGUGGUCAUCUAUACGGAGGAGGAGCAAAGUGUUUGGGAAAGGCGAGCAGCAGGAGAAACAGCCCAAGGUGCCCCUCCCCUAUCAGUACCGGAAGCCCGCAGUGGAACUGCUUAAUCUGGGCCCCAUGGAGGACAGCUCCGAGAUAAAGGUGGAGACCACCAGCUCCAGGACUUCCUGGAUCCAGAGUUCCGUGGCUGCUGGUGGGAAAAGGAUCGGCAGGGCCCUCAGUUACAUCACCGGGGAGAUGAAGGAGUGUGCAGAGGGACUUAAAGACAAGUCCCCCGUGUUCCAGUUCCUCGACUGGGUUCUCCGAGGCACGUCUCAGGUGAUGUUUGUGAACAACCCCCUCAGUGGCAUCCUCAUGGUGAUUGGCCUCUUUAUCCAGAACCCGUGGUGGGCCAUCGCAGGAUGCCUAGGCACCGUCAUGUCCACCUUGACUGCCCUCAUCCUGAGUCAGGACAGGUCAGCCAUCGCCUCGGGACUCCACGGCUACAACGGCGUGCUGGUGGGGCUGCUGAUAGCCGUGUUCUCCGACAAGGGCGACUAUUACUGGUGGCUUCUGCUCCCUGUCAUCGUGAUGUCCAUGUCAUGCCCCAUCCUCUCCAGUGCCCUGGGCACCAUCUUCAGCAAGUGGGACCUCCCAGUCUUCACACUGCCCUUCAACAUCGCCGUGACCCUGUACCUGGCAGCCACAGGCCACUACAACCUCUUCUUCCCCACAACACUGCUGCAGCCUGUAUCCUCCGUGCCCAACAUCACCUGGUCAGAGAUCCAGGUGCCCUUGCUCUUGAGGGCCAUCCCCGUUGGAAUCGGCCAAGUGUAUGGUUGUGAUAACCCCUGGACUGGAGGCAUUUUCCUCAUCGCUCUGUUCAUAUCUUCACCUCUUAUUUGCUUGCAUGCAGCAAUUGGAUCCACCAUGGGGAUGUUAGCAGCACUCACAAUUGCCACACCCUUUGACUCCAUCUACUUUGGCCUGUGUGGCUUCAACAGCACGCUGGCAUGCAUCGCUGUCGGAGGCAUGUUCUACGUCAUCACCUGGCAGACUCACCUCCUCGCCAUUGCCUGCGCCCUGUUUGCGGCCUAUGUGGGUGCUGCCCUGACCAACGUGUUAUCUGUGUUUGGAUUACCAACCUGCACCUGGCCCUUCUGCAUCUCGGCACUCAUCUUCCUGCUCCUGACGACCAACAACCCCGCCAUCUACAAACUCCCGCUCAGCAAAGUCACCUACCCGGAAGCCAACCGCGUCUACUACCUGUCCCAGGAGAGAAACAGAAGGUCAUCAACCAUAACGAAGUAUCAGGCCUAUGAUGUCUCCUAA
This is a messenger RNA of Lepus europaeus (European hare), 2787 nucleotides long. RefSeq names its product solute carrier family 14 member 2 (gene SLC14A2). Gene Ontology annotation, biological process: urea transmembrane transport. The record is from RefSeq and is a predicted model, not a curated record. NCBI's taxonomy places the organism in Eukaryota, Metazoa, Chordata, Mammalia, Lagomorpha, Leporidae. The transcript is spliced from 19 exons. Gene Ontology annotation, molecular function: urea transmembrane transporter activity. Gene Ontology annotation, cellular component: membrane. Bases 1 to 2787 code for a protein of 928 amino acids.